Molecule: messenger RNA, 1302 nt
Organism: Arabidopsis arenosa
Lineage: Eukaryota; Viridiplantae; Streptophyta; Magnoliopsida; Brassicales; Brassicaceae
Source: the annotation of a GenBank genome assembly
GAAAUAGCUCCCAUCCGGAGAACAUUCAUCUAGUCAAGUUUCUUCUGCGCAUAAUUCCGUUACUACACCAGGAUUUAGUAUUAUCUUAUGGUUUCUCAAAUCAAGACCCUACUUUAGAUAUGGAAAAAAAGCUGCCUGAACAGAAUAGCUUAUGGGAUUCCAUGUUUGGUAGAGCAUUUUCUGUGUCUGAGUCUUUGUUUCCUACUGACGUCUGCCAAUGCACGCUAGAGGUUCUAAGGAAAGUAAUGGAUGUCUUAGCAUCCAAGGGCCUGCUUGUCGAAGACCGAUUUAUGUGGAGAUUUUAUUCAUGCCUUCUAGACUGUGUGCAUGAGGUCCUUACAAAUAUCAAAUGUCCUGUUUCUGAUCACGUCUCAAGUUUCAUAGCAGCAUUGAGAAUGUUUUUCUGUUUUGGACUUACUGGCCCACCCCAGUUCUCUCAUUCUGAUGUUGUUCACAAAGAUAAGCAAUUAAAUGUCAUGCUUUCCACAUUGAUUUCUGGAGUAAGUAAGAACGCCAAUAAUAAUCCUUAUAGGCCACCCCACUUGCGCAAGAGGGAUGUUUUGAACACUAAGCAGCCAGUGUCUUGUGACUGGCGGCACCUGUCUGCUCAUGAUUCUGGUAGUUGUGAUGUUAUAUCAUCAGAUUCUGAUUUUAGUGACAGUGAUGGUUCCGUACGGGAUUCUUAUUGUGCCCAAAGCUCGAAGGUUAGAAUAGCUGCCAUUGUUUGCAUACAGGAUCUUUGCCAGGCUGAUUCAAAGUCAUUUACCACUCAGUGGAUGGCUCUCUUUCCAACCAGUGAUGUACUCAAGCCAAGGAAGUUUGAAGCUACUCUAAUGACCUGCUUGCUUUUUGAUCCUCAUUUGAAGGUAAGGAUUGCAUCUGCGUCAGCUCUUGCCACCAUGAUGGAUGGGCCUUCAUCUAUUUUCCUUCAAGUGGCAGAGUACAAGGAAUCCACCAAAUAUGGAUCGUUUAUGCCCCUCUCCAAUUCCCUUGGUCUAAUAUUAAUGCAACUCCAUACAGGAUCAAUCGAAGACUCAACCCUCAACAAAUUGACACAAAUCCGGGAACAGUACGAUCCGUCGCGUCUGCAAAGACCCAUCCAUGUGGCGCAAAAUCGACAUGAGAAACAACUGAAUCUUUGCAGAGACAUUGUUGAUUCAGCUGUUCAAGAUCCUCUUGCUUCUGAUAUCAAGCACACCCUACUCAAGAAUGCCAGGAGAAUUGCUGCCAAAAGUUAUAAUGUCUCUGCAUGCUAGGAUUAAUGAGGGGUUUCCUUUCAAAAAUGAUAAAACUGGUCUGCUG